Messenger RNA from Brassica oleracea var. oleracea, 1265 nucleotides. Its product is annotated as zinc finger A20 and AN1 domain-containing stress-associated protein 5-like. The transcript has a single exon. The coding region runs from base 203 to 679 and encodes 158 amino acids. The record is from RefSeq and is a predicted model, not a curated record. Gene Ontology annotation, biological process: protein ubiquitination. Lineage: Eukaryota; Viridiplantae; Streptophyta; Magnoliopsida; Brassicales; Brassicaceae. Gene Ontology annotation, molecular function: ubiquitin-protein transferase activity; zinc ion binding; DNA binding.
AUUUAAAUCAUCUGUAAUUCCCCUAAAGCAGUGAGGGUGUAUGCGUAAUCUACUCCUGAAGACGGAAAGCGAGGGGUAGUGGAGAGAGAGAGAUGAUAAGAGUUGGAAUCGCGUCUCUACGAGGCCCAUAUUUCCCAUUCAUUUCCUCUCUCUUCUCUCUCAACACCAUUCGCGAGCUCGCCGGAGAAAAUCAACAACGCAGAUGGCGCAGAGAACAGAGAAGGAAGAGACGGAGUUCAAGGUCCUCGAAACCUUGACGACGACGACAACCCCGACGCUCUGCUCCAACAACUGCGGCGUCACAGCGAGUCCAUCAACCAACAACAUGUGCCAGAAAUGUUUCAACGCCUCCGUCGCCGGUAUAGAUCCAACUCCGAUCGCAAAAAGAUCAGCCAGAUCCGUCAGUCUCCGGUCAACGCCAGCCAAAGCCGUGAUCCGUCCCAGGGAGACCGAUCCGGUCAAGAGAGACCACCAUCAACAGACCGUAAACCGAUGCUCCGGCUGUCGGAAGAAGGUCGGGUUGACCGGAUUCAGAUGCCGAUGCGGCGAACUUUUCUGUUCGGAGCACCGCUACUCGGAUCGCCACGAUUGCAGCUACGACUACAAAACCGCCGGUAGGGAGGCGAUCGCUAGGGAGAAUCCGGUCGUCAAGGCGGCGAAGAUGGUGAAAUUGAGUUGAUGUUCGGAUCGGCGAGAAGGAAUCUUCAAUCGUUGUUGGUGGUGGUGGUUCAAAGCUCCGAUCAAGAUCGGAGAAAUCGUUAAGAGAGAUGAGAUGGUCGGAGAGAUCGGGUUGAUGCAGCAAACGAAGAUGAGAGAGAUUCUCUCUGCUUGAUUAAAUCUGAACCCUUGAUUUAUUUUUUUAUUUUUAAUUAUUAUUAGGUGAAUGAUCAUUGUUGUUGUUGUCUUUGCUUCGGAUGUGAUCUUUCUCGUUCAUGAAGACAAGUUGUGGAGUGGCAUGUGUGUGUAGAUUCGUUAGAAAUGAAGGGUGGUUUGGUAAUUUAGGCGACGUGUCUCUCUUAUCACGAUGCUUAGACAAGUCAUUGUGCGUCACAACUCAACUCACCCACCAGCCAAUUUCUCUCGGCAAGUUUGCUUGGCGUAUAAAAAAGCGUGUUCUAGUCGUAUUUGAUUAUUCUAAGUUCCAUUGUUAAUCUUCGCUCUUUGGGAGACUUUGUUCGACGCAUCCAAAACAUCCCGCAACUUUACAAUUGCUAUGUAACUCAACAAACACUUAUGUGGAAUAUAUUCGUUAACACAUAACAAUA